This is a messenger RNA of Chenopodium quinoa (quinoa), 2148 nucleotides long. RefSeq names its product transmembrane protein 184A-like. The transcript is spliced from 7 exons. The record is from RefSeq and is a predicted model, not a curated record. Gene Ontology annotation, molecular function: transporter activity. Lineage: Eukaryota; Viridiplantae; Streptophyta; Magnoliopsida; Caryophyllales; Amaranthaceae. The coding region runs from base 252 to 1694 and encodes 480 amino acids. Gene Ontology annotation, biological process: transport.
CUCAAAUUGAGAGUGAGGGGUAACUCAAGUGGUUCGAGCUUCUCUCCCGGUUUCAGGAAAUCCUAAGAUCGAUUUUCAACCCGUCUUUACGACGCUCUAAACAACAACAACAACAAAAAAUAAAUUUCUUUUUUUUUUUUUUAAAAAAAAAAAAAAAAAAAAAAAAACACUUUAACUCCCAAAUUGCCUUUCUACAAUCUCAAUAUUUCUUGCAAAUUAAUUAAUCACCCUACAAGAAAGUAUAGCCUAUAAUGUUGGCAAAAUCAUUCCUUUCUCUAACGCUAACUCUUCUCUUCCUUCAUCUCUCUCCAUUUCCUCCAUUGUUAUUCAGAAGCCGCCAUUUUUGUGCUCUUUGCUUCUUCUUACUCCUUUUCUUCGAGAUCUACUAUUUCUCUCUCCUCCAUUUUAGUUGGUGUAAAUUGUUGCUAAAGAAGAGAAAAAUGGUUCUAAUAUACUAUCUGAUUGUUGCAUUGCCGUGCACAAUCGGAGCGAUUGCUCUCGCGAUCUUUCACAUAUACCGGCAUCUUACAAAUUACACUGAACCUACCUUUCAAAGAUAUAUAGUUCGUAUCAUCUUCAUGGUUCCGGUUUACGCAUUAAUGUCUUUCUUGGCCUUGAUCAUGCGUGAUAGAGCCAUAUAUUUUAAUUCUCUAAGAGAAAUAUAUGAAGCAUGGGUUAUAUACAAUUUCUUAUCCCUCUGCUUGGCGUGGGUUGGUGGACCUGGGGCCGUUGUGCUAAGUUUGAGUGGACGAGUUUUAAAGCCCUCAAUGUGUUUGAUGACGUGUUGCUUUCCACCGAUACCGUUGGAUGGGCGUUUCAUACGAAGGUGUAAGCAAGGGUGCCUGCAGUUUGUUAUUUUGAAACCAAUUUUGGUUGCUGUCACAUUUAUUCUUUAUUCAAAGGGAAAAUAUGCAGAUGGAGAUUUCAGUGCAAAUCAAUCUUACCUCUAUUUCACCAUUAUUUAUACUAUCUCGUAUUCUGUUGCUCUCUAUGCUCUGGUCUUGUUUUACGUGGCAUGCCGAGAUCUGCUCCAGCCUUUCAAUCCUGUUCCCAAAUUUGUUUUGAUAAAGUCUGUUGUUUUCUUAACAUAUUGGCAGGGUGUCUUGGUUUUUCUUGCUGCCAAGUCUAAAUUCAUAAAAAAUGCUGAGGAUGCUGCUGACGUCCAAAAUUUCAUUAUUUGUGUUGAGAUGCUCAUGGCUGCCAUAGGUCACUUUUAUGCAUUCCCUUACAAGGAGUAUGCUGGUGCAAAUAUAGGCGUCUCUCCUGGUCUCACAGGAAGCCUUGCACAUGCGGUGAAAUUGAAUGACUUUUAUCAUGAUACAGUUCAUCAGUUUGCCCCAACUUAUCAUGAGUAUGUGCUUUAUAACCAUGGUGAGGGUGAAGAAGGGCCAAGGAAGUAUAGAUCACGUACUUUUGUACCUACCGGACAGGAGAUGGAUGCUGUCAGAAGAAAUAAACACAUGUUUGGGAACAAGCUGGAUGAUAUUCAACUUUCUAGUCAGUCAUCCUCUGGUGUGAGCAGUCCUGAGAAUCCUGUGAUUGGCCACAAUUCAAACCCAGAGAAGAUGAACACUUCUCUUCUUGUCGAUACUUCAAAUUCUGUAGCAGUUCCGUAUGAUAUGACUCUUAUCGAUCUAGACCUUUCCAGUUACCCUUCAAAUGUUCCUUCAGUUGAUGAGACGACGAAAAGGUGACAUGUCUGAAGCUGCCUGCAGGUAGGUAGCCAGAAUGUCUUGUUGUAAACACCUUCGUUUUGAGACAAAAACCAUCAAUGACAGAAAUGGUGUGAAUAUUUACAUGAAAGCUUGCAUGGUAUUUGUCACAAAGGAUUGUUUCACUGCAUGUACCUUCUGCUACUGUGUUUUAUGGUCUUUGAGCUUUGUUUGUCCACGCUUUUCUUCAACGAGGCUCCUGUGGUAUUUUUCAGAUCAGUGUGUUAGAUGUAGAUCUCUUGCACCGCGCUAGGUCUUCAUGGUUUAUCGCCAUUUGUCUUUGCCCAUACGACUUUCUGAAUUGACAUUGUGAAGUGUAAAUGAUAGGUAGACUUGUAUUAAAAUCCCUUUUAGAUCUCAAAGUUUUUUGUACUCCUGAUAUUGUUGAUUUUUAAGGAUUGAUCUUAGAUAUUAAUACACAAAUUACGUUAUGUAA